Molecule: messenger RNA, 1148 nt
Organism: Annulohypoxylon truncatum
Lineage: Eukaryota; Fungi; Ascomycota; Sordariomycetes; Xylariales; Hypoxylaceae
Product: phosphatidylethanolamine-binding protein
Exons: 1
Coding region: 109-765 (218 amino acids)
Source: RefSeq, a predicted model, not a curated record
GAACGCAAAUGGCGUGGCCUGCCAUAUCGAAUCAUCACCCAACGUAUUAAGCAGCUUAACAUCGUUCCUGAUGUACUACCUAAAUUUGAACCUAUCGUUGACGUCCAGAUGUGGUUCCGGCGAAUCAAGGUUACCCCUGGUGAGAUUUUGGACUCACGGAUCACGGAAGUGCCGCCACGCUUGAAGGUCCAAGUCUUUAAUCCUGGCGAGCGUCUCGUUUCGGUCGUAGUUAUGGACUCGGAUGUUCCCAAUGUAGAGACAGAUUCCUUCGACAGGCGGUGCCAUUACCUUUCGGCAAACAUACCCAUCUCUCCUAAUGAGCAAUCUUUACCCCUUGGUAAGGCUAAUAAGGAGACUCAAUUAGCUGUGCCCUGGCUCCCAGCCUUCUCUCAGAAGGGAGCUCCGUACCAUCGCCUGUCUGUCUUUAUUCUAGAGCAGAAGGCUGGCGAGACUUUGGAUAUCAACAAACUACGCGAGCUUUACUCCGCUCGAGACGGAUUCAGUCUUAAGAGCUACCGGGAUAAGUUCAGUCUGACCCCUGUCGGCUUCAAUAUCUUCCGUACCAUUUGGGAUGAAGGCACAGCCGGAGUCAUGGAGAGAGCCGGCAUGCCGGGCGCCGACGUCGAGUUCAAGAACAAGAGAGUUUACUCAAUGAAGCCGGAAAAGAAGGCCAGAGGUUGGGAAGCGAAGAGGCAGAAGCCCAAGUACAAGAGCUUAUGGAAAUACAGCAAGAGAAUCCAUGGCAUCUCAAACCGACGUCGGUAGAUGUAUUAUCCAAUAUAGUGUAUCAUAUAUACAUGUACAAAACAAGAAGAAUUGUAGAUGGAACCGAGAUAUGUCGAAAGCUUGGUCGUGACGAAUUUCAGCACAGCAUGACACCUCUUCACAGAUAAGUAUUCAAACCCCUUAAGUUUAGACUUAAUGAUCUAGGUCAAAGGAGCUACUAGCCCAAUAAGAGCGAGGCAAUUAUUGAGAGGUUCCUAAUACGACCCCCUAAAUCCCCAGACUAAUACGAGACACAACGACCACAUCCAAUACUCCAGACCAGCCCUAUGCUUAUCCCUAUCUCAGCCUAACUAAACUUAACAUUCAAAUACGACAUCCCAGGCUCCACCACAUCCACCCCCACCGCCUCUCCCACCGCGUCC